AUGGGGCACGCAGUACGCCAGUUCAAGGCACUGUUUUGGAAGAAUUGGCUCUGCCGUGUGAGGCAACCGGUCUUGUUCCUCUCUGAAAUACUCUGGCCAUGCAUGCUCUUCCUGAUUUUGGCUGCAAUCCGCUUCCAAGAGCCCCCGAAACACAAGGAAAACUGUUAUUUAGAAGCUCGGGAUUUGCCAAGUCGGGGCCUUUACCCUUUCAUGCGGUCUCUUUUCUGUAAUGUUGGUUCAAGAUGCAGGAAUACCAGUUACUCAACACAGAAAUACAACCGCUUACGGGAAAGGUGUUCCAGCCCUCUGGUUCUCGUGGUCUUUGUCUGGACUCUCUCCAACGGCUCCACAUCCUUUAUGUGCUGGGGGCCUCAGGCUUUGGGCGCAGUACUCCAGAGGACAUCUCAUAAGGAUAGAAUGGAUUUGAAUGAAGCAGAAGAAAUCAUUUCUAAAAUAGAAAACCUGUACAAACAGCCAUCUUUCUGGAACCUUUUGCAUUCUCUCCCUCGCCUUGAAUCAAAGCACUUAUAUACAGAGGAUGGAUUAGCUGCCAUAGCACAGUUUCUGGAAGUUAUUAAAAAUACCUUAGUAUCAUUGAAAGAUUUAUCUGUGAUGCCACUGGGACAGACUUUCCAUGAAGUGAUGAAAAUCACUCUAAAUUUAACUGCUACGUCAGUGCAGGAGAGGAGCUUGGAGGGUUUUCAGUAUAAUCUUUCUCUAGAGGAUAUUUUGUGGAAUCCACGUGCUGUCAGAGAAGAACUUGAAUCCAGAUUUGGUUUUGAUGAUUUUCAUGUUAAGAAACUUCUAAGUUAUACAACACAAUUAACAAAGAUUCCCACAGAAGAAACAGUGGAGCAGUUUGUGUGCUCUGCUCUGUCUGGUGUACCAGGAUAUGAAGCAAACAGAGAGAAUAAUGAAGAAAGCUGUAGUUCCGCAUGGCAAGAGGCCAAACUGUAUCUCAUCCAUGCUGUCAGUAAGCUCAGACUCUAUGCACAGGUAUUUGAGCAAUGGUUCACUAGCAGCCAUUCUCAGAAUCUUCUUUCAGAACUUGAAAAAAUCAUGGCUGAUUUAAUGUCUCAGCUUCUAGAAGACAAAGAGGCCAGGAAAAUUGUCUCAGAAAUACGUACCCUGAUCUGGGAAUGGGAUAAGAAAUCACAGGCUUAUUUUUCAGAAGAAUAUAUUUCACCUCAUGAUCUAAUCCUAUAUCUGAAGAAGAUGCAGGCUGUGCUGCAGACUGUGCCUCAGUGGUCUGUUGUGAAGAGAUUACGUCUGGCAGACGGAGCUCUGAGGAACGUAGUAUCACAGUAUUUAAACUUCACUGACGAAGCUUUACAUAGCCUGGAGAAAAUGAUUCCUUUUACCCAGAGAAAUGAAUCUGUUCAUCUGGACAUCAAAAAGCUUUUUGUGGAGCUAAAACAGAUGUUGAUGAGCAACUCUUCCUAUGUCCGUGAUGAUGUGCUCACAAUAUUUGGGAAGGCCCUCAGGCAUCCACAGAUUUCUGAUACCACUGAUAAUUUAGCCAUAUAUAUGUGCACUGGCAAUGACUCGGAGGUGGCUUUCAAGCAAAGCAAUCAGCUCCAGUCACUAAGGGAAGCUGUCCUGCUUCUGCAGAAAGUAACUCAGGGACAACAGAACCUGCCAGAUUCAAUAGUGGAUGAUUAUUUGGGAUGGCAAGAAAUAGAAGAAGAGUUAGCUGAAAAUUAUGCUUAUUACUGUGAAACUGAUCCAUUGCUGAGCGCAGAGGAGGAUGUCCAUUUCAGCUCUUGUGAGGAACAGCUUCUCUUCUCACUAAUUAAUAUUACCCUUGAAGAAUUUUUUUUUAUUUUUGAAGAAAACCCAUACUGGAAGUAUUUAACAACUUUCAUCCAAUGGAUGUGUGAGGUAGCUCAGUUCACAGAUGAGGAAGCUGGCUCCACAGGAGAUCAGUUAGGUGGAUUUGAAGCAUCUCUAUGUUCUAGUCAGAAACUUGGUUUGGAGACUAUCUUAGGGCAUUAUUUAUUAGCAUUUCUGCAAGAUUUACCAGAUUAUUCCUCAUUUAUUUCCUGGGCAUGGAAUUUAACAUCUAUAAAAGAGUUUUUGAAGACAGAAGAAAAUAUAUGGAUUUCAAGUGAAAAGGAAAUGGAUGACAUUUUACAUCUUGCAGAAAUCAUAGAAGAAAUUGUAGUGUUUGACUUCUCAGCUCUUUCAGGCCUCCGACCUCUAAUGGAAACUGCCUUAAGUAAUGUGAUUAUGUGGAUGAAAGGAAAGGAAUCCAUGAUGAAUGUCUCACUUGCAGUUUCUGAACUCUAUAAUGAAAUACAAAAAAAUUUACAGGUUCAUCUGAGAUUUUGGAUGAAGAAGACAGAUUUUUUCUGGCAAAUGGUGAAAAUUGUGUCUCAUGAACUUGAUUCUAGGGUUUCUCACGUAAGUCAAUUGGAAGUUGAAGAGGUACUGGAGUCUUCAUCUAGAUUUAUAUCUUCUGUUACAGAAAAUAAAAACAGUCAUAAUAGAAGCAUACAAUUGCUCAAAAAUAUCCUAGCAGAUUGGCAAGAUUUAAAUAGUCCUACUUUGAACCAUCUAAAAUACUUAAGUGAAGACUUUCUAAGGAAUCUCUAUGAGAUCGUAUCAUUGGCUGACAGUCAUGUCAAUGCAUCUUUCAGCAUAGGUCAUGGAGUGAGUAAUACCUCCUUUUCAUUACUGUCAAAUGCAACUUUUAUAUAUAAAGUACAAGAGUUAGGCAAAAUUGUUCCCAGUUUCUUUAAAGACAUUCAAAAAUUAAACAGUAGUAGUGUGGACUCGCUUCUUCAGAUACUUUUCUCUUUGUAUCAGAAUGCUGAUCUGCUCUUAAAAGCUGAGAGCAAUAACACUUUGAUGUUUCUUUAUAACACCUCAAAAGCUAUUUCAUCCUUUCAAACAUGGAAUGAUUUCCAAGAUAUGGACCGAGUUUCUGAUUUUCUAUCUCAAACUUUUGAUCUUCUCUGGAACUUUACCAGUAAGUCACUCUGUGAAAAAUUACUGACCUUUUACAAUUACACAGAAUUUCAGGCCUGGUCUUUUGUACAGGAAGACAAAAAAGAGUUGCAAGUUGUCUAUAAUAUUCUGAGCAGCCUUAAAACCUUAUUUUCAGAUGAAGACCUUGAAGAAUCUGCCUUUUGUUAUUUGGAACAAUUUUUUGACAUCUCCCCAGAAUGCAUUGUAAAUAAUGGGUGCAUUGGCUUUUAUCUAUCAAACAUCAGUUCUGUAAAUGAUUCUGCUGAGGUUUACAAUCUCCUUCUGCUUCCACUGGACAGUGUUUUGUAUAAUAUAACAAAACUGGAAGAUGAGGUAAGUGUAUCUUCUGCUUUUCAUUGCACUUUUACAUGGCUUCAAAUCUGGACAGAGAUUUUUGAAGAAACAUCCAAAAUCUUAAAAUUGAAUUCAACCUUUUUUGUCUAUCUAAGAAAUGAUUUGAGAAACCUCUCUGAAAGAAUUUUAAAUACAACUCAUAUUGAACUGUGCAAUAAAACAACUAUGGCUAUUGUUGAAGCUACAUCAGCAAUGAAUCUGUUGAAAAUGAUAGUUGAAGGUGGUGAUUCAAGUGACUGGAAAGAUUUUGAAACUUACUUUUCCAUAAUUCAGAAUGUUUUUGAAAAUGCAAUUGAUGAUGCAAGCUCAUUUAAAGGUAACAGUGCAGAUGAUGUUUUAGAAAUGACUGAAGUUGUGAUAACUGAAUUGCAGCAAUCUAUACUAAAGGUUGUUAAUAGAGACCUUUUGAAUUCUUGGCUUAAUAUGUUCAUCUCGGGAGGAUCUGAGGGAGAAAGGAGUUCCAGUGAGUUUUCCAUUGGGAAUUCACUUUCUACUAUUCUCAAACUCUCCCAAAAGGAACUUGGAUUUGUUCUUGCUGAGAUAAAGGACGCUGCUGCUUUCUUAACAUAUGCACCUCUAGAUAAAUAUUUGGUUUGUGCCAGCAUUUUACAGAAUAUUACAAAAUUAAUUUUUGACAGUACUCUGAAAAACAUAAACUAUACACAAGUGAAUUUUUCAUCCUAUAUUCAUUCCUUCCUCAAAUCUUACAGCGUAAUAGAAGGAGUAGAGAAUUGUGAUGGGUGGAUCCAUGUACUUCAUUACCUCAGUGAAAAAUACAAGUCACCUUCUCACUUUGAAAAUGCAAAACAUAUUUUAUUUCUAAUGAAAUCUCUGGGAAACACUCAGACAGAUGCUAAGCUAAAAAACAUUGUGAACUUCCUUGAUUUGAUUUUCAAUGUUAUGAUCCCUGAGUGCUCUUUAACUGGUUCUGAUGUGAUUUGUGUAAGCAUUUAUUUCAAUAUUAUAGGAAGAGCUUUAGAAGUCGUUCUCCCUGAAUUUAAUGUACAAAAUGACACUAAUGUGCUUGAAUAUAUUUUUACAUUCUUAAAUAAUUCUGGAGGACUAAUACAAGUGGCUGUGAAUAAUUUAAUGGGUCACUCACAAAAUACAUCAAAUGAUACCCAUUUCAAUCACUCAGUCCAUGGAUCUAACAGUACUUUAGUGCCCUUCCUUAAUCCCUUCCACAGUGUUUGGCUUUCCUCAAUAGACCUUUUGUCAGAAAUUCAACAUCAUCUUGAAAACAAAACUUCUGAAAUGCAAGAAAGCAGCUCCUCUUUCUUUGAUGAGAAAAAUAUCAGUUUGUUGAUGGAGAUCUUUCAAGCUGUGCUUAGUAAAUUCAAUACAUUCAGUUCAAACUUGCCUCAUGAAUUGCAGGGUGAAUACAACACAUUUCUCAAGAGACUGACAGAAAAAGCAGCUCUGAAUAGUAAACUGGUAGGAAAGGCACUCAAAAUUUUCAAGUCUUCUAGCCUUACUAGUUUUCCAAUAAGAAAUGAUAGAGAGUUUCUAGAGCACAUGAUAACCUUAGUGCAAAAUCUGAAGAAUAUGGAUAUUGACUUCUUGAUAGGUCAAUUCAAACAAGUCCAGAUGAGCUUGGACAGUUUCUUUAAAAAUAUCAAACCUCUGUACAGGGAGAAUCCUGAAUUAGGAAUGUUAAUAGGCUGGUUGGAUGCAUUUGAGAACAGUUCAUGUAAUUGGAACCUGACUGGUUUAUGGCAUAUCACACAACUUUUUCAAGAGGAUCUCUCUGAUGUAGAAGAGAUGUUCCAUCUUCUCCUUGAUGUCAUCAGCCUUAUGGAAAGUCUAGCUCAUGGGAACAUCACAGAAGUACUAGCUGAUGUGUAUACUUUUGCACUGACUCAAGAAGCAAAAAUGUCAAUGUUUACCAAAGAAGAAAUCUCUAAUCAAGUAGAAAGUCUACUAAUGUUAUUAGAGACACUGACAGAUGUGCCUGAUGAACCUGCAGAGGCCUCAAUUUGUUUUUCUGCAGAAUUCUGCUGGAUUCUCAAAAUGGUAACACCUCAGAGUGAUCCCAAUUCUUCCAAACCUUGUGAGUUUAUGCAAAGUAAUUUUUCUCUGAAUCACAAUGCAGUCUUACACAUCGUCAAAGAACUGAAACUUGUUACUCUGAAUGACAGUUUCUUGUGCACUAUGGAAGACUUUCAGACUGAUAUUACUCACAAUCUCACUUGCUUUAUUCAUCAGAUUAAAGAAUGGAACUCUAUUCUUCUGAAGUUUUCUGAGCUCCAUCAUGUAAACGGUUCACUUCUUAAAGAACUGCUAGCUUUUUGGAAUGAGCUAUAUCUCUAUGCUGUGCCUCUGCAGGAAAAUAAUACAGAUUCAACUGUCAACUGUUCCUCCACGUCAAAGAGAAAAGUGGCUUUACAAAUCAUAGAAACUCUGAGUAGUAUGCCAGCAGCAGAAAUGGAGAUGUCUGAAUAUGUCCUUGAACAGCUGAAUGUUCUUUAUGGUGGUUUAAGCUGGAGCAGGCACUCAAAAAUAUCACUUAUAGAGACUGUUUUUUCUUAUGUCAUGAACAUGACAACUGAAGUUUCUGGACUCUUGGAUACAGAAACUGUCUAUUCUUUUCUUUCUGUAGUUCAGCCUUUCAUGACUUUGUCUUCUGUUGAAAACCAAGCUUACUCGGUACUUACGGCAUUAUCAUCUUUAAAUGGGAACAACAAUAUAUCUGAUAACAUUGAGAAAAUCUGGUUUCCUGUAGUUAAAAGUAUAGAAGAUUUGUUGUUGAAUUUUAAUGUGAGACAAUCACUUGCAGUGAUAGACCAAGAGUUUCAGCUACUAAGAUUAGCCACUGGACGGUCCCCUUCAGUGACUUUUGAUGCGUUAAUACAGCAGUUUAAUACAUCAUCUGUAGAGGCUGUGUUAAGAAAACUUGAAGACAUACAAGAGAUUAUGAACAGCUUUCUGUGUGAGUGUAAUAAUCAAAAUUAUUCUAAAGUGAUGCAACCUUUAGUCCUUCUUAUGGCUAAUGAAAAAUCAUCAGAUCUACCGCUGGUUGUUAAAGAUAUUAUUGACUUUCUGGAACUAUUCCAAAAUAAAUCUAAAGAAGAUUACACCGGUAUGUUGUAUGUUGAUGAUCAUCUUAGCAGAGAAAUACUGAAUACUACUUACAUCGCUAAUUCAGUUUUUCAAAACUUUCUUUUUCAUAUGAUUGCUGACCUUGCUGUUACAAAAGAAGCUCUGCAUGCAAACAAUACUGAGCUUCAGAUAAUUGACUUCAUUGAUUCAUUUUUUGAUAAUGUACAAUACAAAAAUGCUUCUACUCUGUCACAAAACAGAACUCUGGAGAUCAUGCAAGAAAUGUUGCAAACUACAUUUGCAUAUUUCACAGAACAUAACAGGAAUAAAAUAGCUUUAGUAAAGGAUUUGAGAGCAUCUAAAAUAUGCCAAAUUCUUCAGAAACAUUUACAACCUGCUAGUGUUCUACUAUUGCAUAAGUUGCAGUUUGCCAUUUUGAAUAUUCUUAAAAUCUUCUCAGAAGAACCAGUUGUCACUAGCAACCUUUUCUGUGUUGUUAUGAAGUGUAAAGAUGGCAUAAUGCGUCACUUAGUAGUCUCUAUAAUUGAAGGAAUCACUCUGGUUCAAGACCAUUAUCAGAGUAUUGAAAAAAUGUGGAUAACGUUCAACAAGGGAGACUGUGAGAGCAUGGCAUAUAUAAACCUGAAACUUUCUAAUAAUGUAGAGAGCUUCCUGAGAGCCUUACAGAAUACUGCUGAUGGCAACUGUGACUGUCAACUAAUGUUGGAGAACAUCCAGAGACGCUUGCAAAAACUGAUUGAAAAUUGGGAGAUACAGUUGUCAGAAUAUCCUGUGGUGGCUUUUCUCAGCAAUUUUAAUCUUUUAAAUGAUAUGAAAGUCAAAGAUUAUGUGCAGAAUAUUACUGAAUUGAGGCUGGACAUUCUUUCUUCUGUCAACAUUUCUGAAGAAACUAUCAAUAGCAUCUUGGAAGCUAAUAUCUCUUUUUCAAAGGUUUUUUACAGUGCCUUUGUGGUAGCCUUCACUCAAAGAUGUGAUGAAGAAGUACUUAGCCUCUUGCUCAAGCUAUCUGAAAAGAGCAAAACCUCCCUGGCAGUGGAAGAAUUAUGUUCUUUACCAGCACUGGAUUUGUACACCACAUUUGUACUGAUUAUACAGAAUUUGAACUUACGUCAUAUAAUUUACACGAAUAAGAUACCAUCUGAGAUGAGCAAUGUACUGAGCACAUUACUGGAUGUGGUCUCUAGUAUCAGCUCUCUUCUUGAUAAAGUCCAGCAUGUAAUGGAAAACCUUCCAGUGUUCCUUCAAGCAAUUCAAAACAUUGGUAUGUUUGACAUCUCUGCACUGCAACAGUUCUUGCAAGGUGGACAGUUCAGAAGUUCAGCUGUUGGAUCGCUCGAGUCUGUAAUCAAGGCAGUAUGUAAAGAAGAAUCUCCGUUUUUCAGCAAUGCGAACCUGUUUGUUGAUAUGCCCAGAAUCACGGGGCUCUUGGAGGACAAUAUGGGAAAAUACGGGAUUCCUGAAGAUUCAACUCCUUUUUGUCUGAAGCUUUAUCAGGAGAUUUUACAGUCUUCAAAUGGGGCUUUGGUAUGGACUUUCUUGAAACCUUUAUUACAUGGGAAGAUACUGUACAAUUCAAACAUCAGCAUGAUUGACCUGGUUAUAGAAAAGGCUAAUUUCACUUUUGGUUUUGUGGAAAACUUGAAGACUUAUUCUCAAACAUGGCUAAGAAUGUCUGAAGUUUUUAAAAACCGUGGAAAUGUCCUCAUGGUCUCACGGCUGCAGGAAACACUGGAAAACAAUUUUGUAAAGCACUUUGUGGAAAGUAACCUGGAUAUUGACCUGGAAAAACUCUUUAAAAAAAUGCAAGUAUAUGAAAUUAUGAUGGGCAAGACGCUUAACAGCUCAGCAAGUAGACAAAUUGACCUGUUGUCACAGCUCAUAGUAAAUGUCUCUUCUUGUGUAUUACUGGAUCGUUUCCAGCCUUUUGAGUCUAUUGAUAAAUUGGAAGAGAAAGCUCAUGAACUCAUGCAGCACAAUAAUUUUUUGGCUAGUAUCAUCUUCAAUGCAUCCAGAAACAAGAUGCCAGAUUCCAGCAGUCUCCUUACACAGCACAUUUCAUAUACAAUUAGAACCAGUGUUCUCUAUAGCAUGAGAACGGACUUGAUUAAAAACCCAGCAUGGAAAUCUCACCCCCAGAAGCUGCCAUCUGAUGGGUUUAAAUACAAUCAUAUCUUUAUUCCUCUUCAAGAAAUGAUUGAAAGGGCAAUAAUUUCAGCACAGACUGGGUUAGAUAUCUCAGAGCCAGCAAUUCAAGUGCAAGCCAUGCCUUAUCCUUGUCAUACCAGUGAUCUAUUUUUGAACAACAUAGGUUUUUUUUUUCCACUUAUGAUGAUGUUAACAUGGAUGGUUUCUGUUGCUAGUAUGGUUCGCAAGCUGGUUUAUGAAAGAGAAAUUCAUCUUGAAGAGUAUAUGAAGACAAUGGGAGUGCAUCCAGCCAUUCACUUCUUUUCUUGGUUUCUGGAGAAUGUAAUUGUGCUAACAAUAAGCAGCUGUGCACUGGCCGUCAUUUUAAAAGCGAGUGGUAUCUUUGCUCAUAGCAAUGGUUUCCUCAUCUUUCUUUUUCUCCUGGAUUUUGGAGUGACAGUUAUUAUGUUAAGCUAUUUCCUGGGAGUUUUUUUCAGCAGUGCCAAUACUGCAGCUCUGUGUGCCAGCCUUGUGUAUAUGAUCAGUUUUUUACCCUACAUAGUUUUGUUGGUCUUGCAGAACCAGUUGAGUUUUAUCAAGCAGAUUAUGAUGUGUCUUCUCUCUACAACGGCCUUUGGGCAAGGAGUGUUUUUCAUUACAUUCUUUGAGGGCCAAGAAAUAGGAAUUCAGUGGAAUAACAUGUACCAACCAAUGGUGAAAGGAGGAUACAUGACCUUUGGAUGUAUCUGCUGGAUGAUGUUCUUUGACUCCAUUUUGUAUUCUGUAGGUGGCUGGUAUUUCAGCAAUAUUAUUCUAGGAACAAAUGGACUAAGGAACUGUUGGUACUUUCCCUUUACUGUUUCCUAUUGGAAGAACCUGUGUGGUUUAGAGAGGAUGAGAAAACAUUAUCUGAAUUCUAAUGUGUUUUUCUUCAAUGAAAACUUCAGAGAGAAAGGUUUGUAGUCAUGACAGAAUUUUAGCACUUGCACAGAAGGAGCCACCAUUGGUGUUGUGUUGCUGUCUCUCACCAAAGAGCACGUGGAUAACCAUAAGGCUGCUGUUAAAGACCUCAGCCUUACUUUCCAUAAAGGCCAAAUAACAGCACUCUUGGGACCUAAUGGAGCUGGCAAAACAACAGUUAUAUCACUGUUGACUGGUCUGUACCCACCCAGCUCUGGUACCAUUCUUAUCAAUGGAAAGGACAUCCGAACUGACCUGGCUGCCAUCAGGACAGAGCUGGGUGUUUGCCCACAGUAUGAUGUUCUGUUCAACAUACUAACAGUACGAGAACAUCUGCUCCUUUAUGGAUCAGUGAAGGCACCCGGCUGGACAAACGAGCAGUUGAAUCAGCAAGUCAGUGGAGCUCUGGAAGAUGUGGGUUUAUCCCAGCACCAGUGCAAACCUGUUGGAGCCCUUUCUGGGGGAAUGAAAAGGAGACUGUCGAUUGCCAUUUCCUUUAUUGGAAACUCAAAGACUGUUGUUCUAGAUGAGCCCACCAGUGGAGUAGAUCCAUGUUCCCGCCGUAGCAUUUGGGAUGUUAUACUGAAGUACAAAGCUGGUUGCACGCUGAUCUUUACUACUCACCAUCUUGAUGAGGCAGAGGUGCUCAGUGAUCGCAUUGCCAUUCUGCAACAGGGCCAACUGAGGUGCUACGGUUCUCCUUCUUAUCUGAGAGAAACAUAUGGCCAGGGACACAAUUUAACGCUCAUAAAAAAGCCUUCUGUGUUUGAAAUCCAGGAUUCUAAGCAUGUUGUCCGGGUCACAUCAUUUGUGCAGACUCACAUCCCAGAAGCUUUCUUGAAAGAGAACAGUGGGACUGAACUAACCUAUGUGAUUCCAGAAAGGGCAGAUAAGACCUCUUUUAAAGGUCUUUUCCAGGCUUUAGAUCAAAGCCUUCAUCAUUUACAUGUGACCGGCUAUGGCAUUUCUGACACCACCUUGGAAGAGGUAUUUCUGAAGCUACUGCAAGACUCGGAGAAGAUGUCAUUUGUUCCACAAGAAGCACAUCUGAACAAUGCAAAAGAUGCUGAAUCAGCCUAUAUCUCACUUAUGGAGGCCUCACGUGUGUGUGGAACUAAUCUCAUUCUUGCACAAAUUGUUGCCCUUCUGCUGAAGAGGUUUCACCACAUUAGGCGAGACUGGAGAGGAAGUCUGUCAAAUGUUCUUCUGCCAGUCCUCUUUGUUGCACUGGCAAUGGCCUUGUUUAGUGUGAAGCCUCUGGCGGUUGAUUAUCCUUCUCUCAAGCUGACACCAAGACUUUACAAGAAUGCAGAAUCCUUCUUUAGCACUGAAGAUGAUAAUCUAGGAAACCUUUCUCAGAUUCUACUGAGAUGUUUCUUUGACUGGGACUUCACAUGCAUGCAUUCAAAACAAGGAAAAAAUAAUUCAUGCUGGCAGAUGGAAUCAGAUUCACUCCUGAAUUCAUGUGGAUGCAUGUCGGCAAAUGAGAUGUGUCUGAGUUUCAAUACCUCUGUUCCCUAUGUGAAAAAUAAGAGAGGACAUGUUUUAUACAAUCUCUCAGGGUUGAUUGUGGAAGAAUAUUUAGUGAGGCCUUCCAACAAAGAAAGAUAUGGUGGUUGGUCUUUUGGUGGGAAGAAAGUUUCUGAAUAUCGAGAACAAAAAUGGAAUAAUAUCAAAUCUAAGCCUCUGGUUAAGGUAGCAAAUAUCAUUUUAUAUUCAUUUGUACUCUAUAAAGUCAAUGUCUGUCUGAACCCCUCUUUAUUUUUGGCUCAAAGCUUGCUUUCUGAGGCAUUUCUUGCAAUAAGACUGACUUAUGCAGGAAGCAAGUGGUGGGUAUCACUGUGUGGCAAUCAGCAUUACUUUGUGGACAAUUUUACAUUUGAAAACAUUUCUUUGAAACUGCCUUCUGAAGAGAGUGCUCAGAAGCACUUACUAGCAGAAGAUCUGGCCUAUGACCAAAUAACUCCAGUUUGGUGGGAACAUAGGAUGCUGAUGAGAUUUGAGGUAACUGUGAAGACCAUGAACAGAGCAGGAAAUGUGAAAGCUACUGUGUGGUAUAACCAAAAAGGUUUCCAUUCACUGCCAUCCUACCUAAAUGAACUCAAUAACUUCAUUCUGUGGCUGAAUUUGCCCCCAGCUGUGGAUAGGAGACAGUAUGGGAUCACACUCUACAGCCAACCAUACGGAGGAGCCUUGCUGGAUGAGGACAAAAUAAUGGAAAAUGUUCGUCAGUGUGGGGUAGCACUCUGUAUCAUGCUCGGUUUCUCCAUCCUCACCGCAUUCAUUGGCAGUGCCAUAGUGAAAGACAGAGUGUCUGGUACUAAACGGUUGCAACACAUCACUGGCCUGGGUUACAAAACGUACUGGCUUGCUAAUUUCUGCUGUGAUAUGCUGUUUUAUAUGCUUCCCGUCACCCUGUGUGUUGGUGUUAUUACUGCUUUCCAGCUAUCAGCCUUCACUUUCCGAAACAAUUUGGCAGCCACUGUUAUCCUGCUGGUUCUCUUUGGAUAUGCAACUUUACCAUGGAUGUAUCUUGUAUCCAGAUUCUUCUCAAGUUCAGAUGUAGCUUUUAUUUCUUACAUCUCCUUAAACUUUGUGUUUGGCCUUUGUACCAUGCUGGUGACUCUCCUACCUCGUUUGCUAGCUAUAAUUUCCAAAGUCCAGAGUUUUCAGAACAUCUACAAGAUCCUCAAAUGGGCAUUUAUCAUAUUCCCACAAUUCUGCUUAGGACAAGGUUUAAUAGAACUUUCAUACAACCAGAUCAAAUUUGACCUAACCAGCAACUUUGGAAUAGAUUUGUAUGUAAGCCCUUUUGAAAUGAAUUUUCUGGGCUGGAUUUUUGUGGAAAUGGCCCUACAGGGAACAGUUCUUCUUCUUUUACGGCUGUUUUUCCAUUGGGAUCUCCUCCAGAAACCAAGGAGUCAGCAUUCAGUUAACAGCAUGGUCAACCCAUCAGAAGAUAUUGAUGUAGAAAUGGAGCGACAGCGACUUUUUGGGGGAAGAACUGGUAAUGAUGUCCUUCUUCUGUACAAUCUCACGAAGUGUUACGGAGGUUUCAAUAAGAAGAACACAGCUGUGGAAAACAUAAGCUUGGGAAUAACAAAGGGAGAGUGCUUUGGACUCCUGGGAACAAAUGGAGCUGGGAAAAGCACAACGUUUAAGAUGCUGACUGGAGAUAUCAUUCCAUCUGCAGGGCGUGCUGUUAUCCGAACUCCUACAGGCUCUGAAAUGGAUAUACUGUCCGCUAGCUCUGAAGGCAUUCUUACUGGCUAUUGUCCACAGCAAGAUGCACUGGAUGAACUUUUAACGGGUUGGGAACAUCUUUAUUAUUACUGCACACUGCGUGGAAUUCCAAAACAACAUAUUUGUAAGGUAGCAGAGGACCUUGUUAACCGGUUGCAACUCAAUGCCCACGCUGACAAACUGGUGAGAACAUACAGUGCUGGCACAAAAAGAAAGCUCUCUGCUGCUCUGGCUCUAGUUGGUAAACCACAAAUACUUUUACUGGAUGAGCCAAGUUCUGGGAUGGAUCCUUGCUCUAAGCGCUACCUGUGGAAAACCAUCUUGAAAGAAGUUCAGGAUGGCUGUGCAGCUGUGCUGUCAUCCCACAGUAUGGAAGAAUGUGAAGCCCUCUGCACGCGACUUGCUAUUAUGGUGAAUGGAAGCUUCAAGUGUCUUGGCUCUCCCCAGCACAUUAAAAACAGGUUUGGAGAUGGCUAUUCUGUCAAAGUUUGGCUUAGCAAAGAAAUAAGCUAUCAAAGAAUGAUUUUGGACUGUCUGAAGCUGCAUUUUCCUGGAGCACAAUUUAAGGGACAACAUCUUAACCUGCUUGAGUACCAUGUACCACGAAGUGAGGGAUGCCUAUCUGAGCUCUUCAGAGUCCUAGAGAACUACAAAGCUUUUCUCCAAAUCAAACAUUAUUCCAUUAGCCAAACUACACUGGAGCAGGUAUUCGUUAAUUUUGCUACACAGCAGCAAGGAAUCUCGCAUUCUUCACAAGAAUCUCCCACUGUUCGUCAAGACCACCUGCCAGUUUAGGAUCAGAACAGCAUACAGUUUCAACAGCACAUGUGCAUGUGUGCGUUUGUGCGUAUAUAAAUACACAUUUUAUAUGCAAUGAAAAUUUUCAGCUGUUAACAGUUUGUGAGUGAGUGAGAAGCAUGUAGUAGGAGCAGAGAUGAAUUGGCAUAUGUAGGCCAAAAGGAAUGUUAUCAGUUCUCAGUAAUACAAGAGAGUAGUGACCUGCCAACAAAAACUCUGCCAGAAAGUAAUGUUUUGAAACUAACUGCAAUUUUAUAAUAAAAAGGUCCAAAUUAAUGCAGCUUUGCAUAACAAAAAAAGACUGGUCCGAAAUGUCACUGUGCAUAGUGCAUUUUCUUUUGGUGGUAGAUCUAUAUUCAUUUAACUGCAGUAAUUUUCUCUUGCAUGCACAUUUAGUAACUAAUUUUUAUGUGACAAGUCAAGAAAAACUCAUUGAAUAGUAGAAAUAGCUAAGCUAUCACCCGACAUCUGUAUUUAAUAGCACAAAUUGGGAGCCUUUUGACUUCUGCAUUAAUUCAGAUCUGUGUUGUGACAAGUUAAAUUAGCCUUUUUAUUGUAUAAUGGAUGCACUGUAUUCCAUGAGGAUUUAUGUUGAAUAGGGUAUUAGUGUACUAGUCUGCCUCCUAGUUAUGUAAAGUAAAUUUAAUAAAUGUUCAUAAAUCAUACUUGACAAUGAGUUUUCCCUUAUGCCUACAGGUUGUUGCUGGAGAAUUCUCAAGCAUCUCUUUAAUAACCUAUUUCCUUUUUCCCGACUUUUUC
Phasianus colchicus (ring-necked pheasant) is the source of this 14268-nucleotide messenger RNA. The record is from RefSeq and is a predicted model, not a curated record. Lineage: Eukaryota; Metazoa; Chordata; Aves; Galliformes; Phasianidae.